Brienomyrus brachyistius is the source of this 4762-nucleotide messenger RNA. RefSeq names its product TEA domain family member 3 a (gene tead3a). Gene Ontology annotation, biological process: hippo signaling; positive regulation of transcription by RNA polymerase II; embryonic organ development. The transcript is spliced from 15 exons. Gene Ontology annotation, cellular component: transcription regulator complex. Lineage: Eukaryota; Metazoa; Chordata; Actinopteri; Osteoglossiformes; Mormyridae. Gene Ontology annotation, molecular function: DNA-binding transcription factor activity, RNA polymerase II-specific; RNA polymerase II cis-regulatory region sequence-specific DNA binding. The record is from RefSeq and is a predicted model, not a curated record. The coding region runs from base 562 to 1863 and encodes 433 amino acids.
CAUGAGGGGCGGGUUUUCCAGGGAAGUCUCUGCCCCCAACUUUGUUGAUUGACACAGGGCUAUGGCUCCUCCUUGAAACUUUUUUUUUCUUCGUUUUUCAGCGUUGUGCGUUGAUUUCAUACCAAAGUCAUACUUUACAUUCCACCUUUACUGUCAAACCCUGAGAAAUAUUUAUUGAAAACAUAAAAGCGCCCGAAAAAUAAACUCUUUAAAUGAGGAAACUUUUUACAAGCGCUUGAGAAGGGAGAAGUACGGAUCAGCCAAAGUUUAUCGGCACUUCACUCCCAACUUCCCUGGGUUUUUGUGGAAGGGGUGAGAGCAGAUCCUUCUUUUUUACCAGGGACUUGAAAGAGAAAACAAACAAAAAAAUCAGUCAACUGGAGGAUUGCUUAAGUAAACGCAAUUGCUUAAGCACUUUUUAAAUAAUUUUAUAGUCGUCCUCAGAGUGGGGCUCGCAAGCGGGCCCAAGCGGGAGCCGCCACGAUUGCGUCCAACGAGUGGAGUGCUAACGGCAGCCCGGAGGAGGGGCGAGAGGAUGGGGCCGAUGGCCUGGACAAGGCCAUGGACGGGGACGCUGAGGGCGUGUGGAGCCCCGACAUUGAGCAGAGCUUCCAGGAGGCCCUGGCCAUCUACCCCCCCUGUGGCCGGAGGAAGAUCAUCCUCUCGGAUGAGGGCAAGAUGUACGGCCGUAAUGAGCUGAUAGCGAGAUACAUCAAGCUGCGGACGGGAAAGACCAGGACGCGGAAACAGGUGUCUAGUCACAUACAGGUUUUAGCGCGGAAGAAAGUCCGGGAGUACCAAGCGGGCAUCAAGGUCUCUAGCCACUUGCAGGUUCUUGCCAGGAGAAAAUCUCGUGAGAUUCAGUCAAAGCUGAAGGCCAUGAACUUGGAUCAGGCCUCCAAAGACAAGGCCCUCCAGAACAUGGCGGCGCUCUCCUCGGCGCAGAUCGUCUCGGCCAGCGUGAUGAAGAACCAGCUGCCCCCCCUGCCGCAGCCCCCCUACCCGCCGCCUGCCAGGUUCUGGCCCACCCCCAUCCCUGGACAGCCGGGCCCCUCUCAGGACAUCAAGCCGUUUGCACAGCCCCCCUAUCCCAACUUACCGGGACCUGUCCCGACACCUAUAUCAACAUACGAGCCCCUGCCCACCCCAUUGCCCCCGGCCACCACGGCAGUGCCCGUGUGGCAGGACCGCACCAUUGCUUCCUCCAAGCUCCGAAUGCUGGAGUACUCGGCCUUCAUGGAGGUGCAAAGGGACCCUGAAACGGUGAGCCCGCCCCCGUAUAGCAAGCACCUGUUCGUCCACAUCGGGCAGACCAACCCCUCGUACAGCGACCCACUUCUGGAGGCCGUGGACAUCCGGCAGAUCUAUGACAAGUUCCCGGAGAAGAAGGGCGGGCUGAAGGAGCUCUACGAGAAGGGCCCGCAGAACGCUUUCUUCCUGGUCAAGUUCUGGGCAGACUUAAAUAGCAGCGGCAUGCAGGACGGUCCCGGCUCCUUCUACGGCGUGAGCAGCCAGUACAGCAGCACCGACAACAUGACCAUCACCGUCUCCACUAAGGUCUGCUCCUUUGGCAAGCAAGUGGUGGAGAAGGUCGAGACGGAGUUCGCCCGGGUGGAGGGGGGGAGGUGCGUGUACCGGAUUCACCGCUCCCCCAUGUGUGAGUACAUGAUCAACUUCAUCCACAAGCUCAAACACUUGCCUGAGAAGUACAUGAUGAACAGCGUGCUGGAGAACUUCACCAUCCUGCAGGUGGUGACGAACAGGGACACCCAGGAGACCCUUCUUUGCAUAGCGUUUGUGUUCGAGGUGUCAACGAGUGAACAUGGGGCGCAGUACCACGUUUAUCGACUUGUCAAGGACUAGGGGGUCCUCCUGGGGUGGGGUGGGGGGGGGGGGGGUUGGCAGCAGGGCUUGGGGGCUGCCUCAGAAACAUUGAAAAACCAAAAAAGAAAGAAAAUCACACUCAAUCACACACACAGAAACUCUCUCUCACACACAGAAUCUCUCUCACACACACACACACACACAGAAACCUGGAUGACAGAACAGAUGGGUAUAUGUAUAUUUUAUAGUACAGUAGGUAUUUUUUACUAUCAUUACUAAUUUUGUAAAAUAGGAAUUGUAUGAAGUAAAAAAGCAAAAAAAAAAAAACAACAAAAACAAACUAUGCACUACUUUGUGUAAGGGCAAUUUUUGAAUAUACUCUGUUUAAAAAAAACAAAGCAGGUUGCAUCAGUUAAUGUUCCUUAACUGUUUUCAGGGAUGACACUAAUCUUUAUCGUUUGAGCUGAUGGAUUGGGGCAGCGUAAUAGGAGGGUUUUUGACGAUGUCCAAAGGAGCAGACGCAUCGCUGUAGGAAGCUGAAUGCGUCUUGCGGAGGUGCCGCGGGAUGGGGCAGUGAGAAGAUGAGAUCGAGAAGAAGGGAAAUCCGAACGUGGAGACGAUAGCUUUCGAGCCAAGUGCAGAGGGUGUCGAACUGACUCUGACGUCAGGAGUCUGACUCUGAAGGCAGUGUUUUUGCCCCAGAGAGCCUUCUUGAACCCAAUCACUACCUCUUGUCUUGGGCAAAGCUAACCUGGUGUUUCUCAGUCCGGUCCACUGGGACCCAAAGACAGUCCGUGUUUUCGAUCGCUCCCAGCUCUCCGUCGGACUGUCCGCAUUCUCCACAUGUCUGGCAGGGGUGGCCAAUCUUAUCCAGAAAGGGUCGCUGUGUGUGCAGGUUUUCAAUUGAUUGACUGAAAGUCCUCAGACCUGGCUUUGACUUAAAGGUUAUCCCAAAAACCACCACACACACCGGCCUUUUGUGGAUAAGAUUGCCCACUCCUGGUCUAGGGGUCCCCUAGGUCUGGGCUGAGAAACACUGAGCAAUCCUGAGAACACCAAGGGGAAGAAGCCAAAGGAUUCAUGCAGACCAGAGGAGGCCUUUUUCUUGUUACAUUCUAGAUGCCUGAUGCGAACUACCUGCCUGGUCUCUUUGGAAAGCACAGGAAAAUGAGGAAGAACUUCAAAUGACGAGUGGAUGGACAGUGCACUGAGUAGCAGUCUGCUCUGAAGCCACACCAUGAAGCAGAUCGAUUACAGGGGCCGGCUGUGGAACUGAACCUAGGUUAUGUUUUUUUUUUUUUAAUUGGUUGUUUGCUUGUUUUUCUUAACUAAUACAGAAUAAAUGCAAAAUGGGGUUGAGUGAAUCUACCUCCUGGCUCUUUUUUUUAAAGCCUUAAACUAAGAACCUGAUUGGAUUGCCAGAAACAGGGUACUGGGCUCAGGCAAGUGAGGAACCCUGAUUUCCAGCACUUACUGGUCUCUUGCCACAGACGUACGUCGUCGUAUGUAGCUACCUUUGCUCUCACACUAAUUUGAGGGAGACGAAGCGUUUUAGUCAAAGGUACUGUGAAGUGAAAUGCAGGGUAAAUUACUCAAAGAUGUGGAAUUUUUUUUUCUUUUUUUUUUUUUUUGGAAGCUACCUUUAUGUAAAAUCAAGCAUUUCUUACCAGCAUGGCUGCAGGCGAUUGGAGGGAAUGUUACACAGCAGCGGUAAAAGAUUUUUUCCCUCCCCCCCCCCAUGAUCUGUAACUGAGCACUAAUUUUUUCCCAUUUAAUGUAUUUACUCGCUCGGUAGACUUCAUGCAGUGAACGAAUGCGGUUUUCGCUCAACAGUUACAAGUCAGGAUUUGACGUGUGUUGACUAUCCACUCAGGCCGACACACAUGUUUCAUGCAUCUUUUUCUCUUGUAAUGAUCUGCAAUUAAAAAAAAAAAAAAAACAGCAGGACACUGCUGCAGAAAGAGGAUCUUUAUGGAUGUAACUGUUUACCAUCUAAUGGAACGUGCACUAAAGACAAAGGGGCACAGAGUAUUAAACACAGGUCAGAUUUUGAAAUGUUUAUUUUUCCUCUGACUGAUUAGCCAAUGGUAGCUGCGCCCUAAGCUCUUUGUGUCUAUGGGGACUUGCAUCCUGUUGGACAGUGGGAAGACAGAAGGGAAUUGGAAACAUGGACGGAGAUCCAGUACGCCUUACAGAAUCUGCAGACGAAAGUGCGCUUCACUCAAGGACUUUGUACUCUUUCCGAGGAAUUUGAUCGCCUUGCUUGCCUUAUUCAUCCCUGUGUUUCCCCCCUCUCGCCCCCUUUCUGUCUAUAGUGUCUUGUCACCAUGUAGCACCGGGGAAUUGCAGCUGCCGCCACACAUAUUAUACUGUGCUGUGACCAUGCAGUUCCUCCUGAACGAGCCCGCCUCAAGGGCGAGAAUGGAGUUUUACAAUUGUUUUUGAGUUUGUAUGUCUCAAUAGAUGAGGUUAAAUACCCCUCCCCAAAGUGUGGAAAUAUGCAAGCGUUAGAAAAUGGGUGAGCAGGUGGCUUAGGGUAAGGAGUUAAAUGUGACGGACGGCUACGGUCUUCAGUCAAGGGCUUCCGUGAAACCGAACUGCCGGGCGUCACAUGACCACAUGAUCACAUGACCUAUUAAGACUCUGCCUUUCGCCAGUGUCUCCUCCUACCCGGCUCAGCACCUGCUGUCCAGGCCUUCUAAGGGAGCUUUCACAUCCAUGGCAUAUUUUGUGUGUGUUGUUGGUAUCCAUUAGGUACAUGUAUGGUUUUUAUGCUCAAAGGGAGGGGGUGAGUUAUUUUGUAAUUUCUCCCCAUUUUAUAUCCCAAAUGGUGCAUUGCAUUCUUGUAUAUUGUGUUGUCUACGACGUGAGGGUUUGUAUUCUAUAAUCAGUGUAUUGUGUAUAAUCUACCAAUAAAGACAUGCAUGGUGCCUCAGAA